UUCUCCUUCAGCCGAAAGUUAUUCAGACAAUCUAAGCGUUAUCGUUGAAAUAAGAUCGAGCGACCGGUGCAUUGUUCGUUAAAUAUCAGAUUAAUCUAUUUAAGAUAAAUGGUGACGACGCUGACGAAGGCAUUUGGUGGCGAGGGUGAAAACUUGUAGAUACAUUAAACUCCGUACACGCAUUUUGCCCAUAUCUCGACCUGGGGUACAUGGAAUAUGGCGCUUUUUCCAAAACCUAAGGCGCCACCUACUGUUGAUGUGUCAGGAAUUCGUUUAGUUACGAGCGAUGUGAUUGGGUCUCAGUUUCGUUUCACGUGAAUGUGUGGAAUAAAUAUUUAAACCAAAUGUGGGAUAAAUAAAUCUAACGGCUGACUCGUGAACGGGAAUAUUAAAUAAAUAAUAUAUUUUGAGAAAUCGUGUGAUAUAAACGUUGGACUAACCCUGAUUUAUGAACAGAUGCUUGGCAGAGUUGACAUGGCGGCGUUUCGCUCAGCCAAUUGAAACACCGCUCUCUUAAUGGGUCGGUUAUUGUAAUUUCCCCUCACAUUCGCGUCAGUGAUUAAUUCUGUGCUUCGUUUUGUCGUUAUUGAUAAUAAAUCCUCUCGUUUAUUGUUGGACUACGUCGAUUGUUAGCUCCAUUUAAAUCGCGGAAGGUGUAAGGGAUAUCACCGGUGGACGUUUAUGAUGGUAAAUAGGUGUUUGGUCACGUGACUAUAGCCGAAAAAUGGCGCAAAGAUCAGAGUACAAACAUGGGAUCCAUUUCGUUGCAACGGUGUCAUUUGUAUUUGUUUACAAGCGCGCGUUUUCAUAAACCACGUGUUAAGUAGGGUUGAAGUUAAUUGACACUCGAUAAAAGGUAAAAAUGACGGGAAGAGGUACGAAGAGACGGGGGCGUCCCCCAAAGUCCGUGGUUAUGGAGAGACCGAAAAAAUUCCAAUAUCACCUUAUGAAGAAGCCAAAAUAUCUGCAAAACAAGGGUUCCGAAACACCCAACUCCCAGCCAAGCACACCAACAGCGUCUCGGGCCUCAUCUCCAGUUGAGAGUGAAGAGAGCAGGCGCAGUACGCGGAGCAGAAAGUCUCGAGGGCCAAGGGACAAGCAUGCGAGGAAAGGCGGCCACUCCGGCUCCAGUGCCUACCAGCGACGUGGUUACAACCCAAACGUCGACUACCAUGACUCGGAGUACCACUAUGGCUCUGACUUUGGUGACGAGUCUAGUGACAAGACUGACAUAGAUGAAGAGCCUCUUCACAGUGACAUCGAGUCCUCGGAAAGCCUGGAAGAGCCAGAUCCAUCCAGCGAUAGUGAUUUCUCACUAUCCAGCUACAGCACGACUAGCGGCACACCUAGGAAAACUCUUCUAAGUCAGCAGGCUCAACGUGCUCCCAGUCCCGAGCCACUUUGGCUCCAAAACCGAGAGCUGCCGCCUCUUGAUUUGCCAAAAUCUUCCGAUGACUUACUCGUCUCCAAGGAAUUUGUACUCCCAUCUUUGUCCAUAUACGAGGUUUUGAGACACUUCCGAACUCUGGUUCGUCUCUCCUCGUUUAGGUUUGAGGACUUUUGCGCUGCGCUUGUAUGCGAAGAUCAGACGAAUCUUCUAGCCGAGAUUCACAUUAUGCUUAUUAAAGCGCUGCUCAGAGAGGAAGACUCUCAGCAGACCCACUUCGGUCCCUUGGAUCAAAAGGAUUCCGUCAAUGUCAGCUUGUAUUUUGUUGAUCCUAUGACUUGGCCCGAAGUACUGCGGUCAUAUGUAGAAAGUGAUAAGUGCUUUGACGAAAACAUUCUUCAGAUACUUUCCUCUUGCGAAUAUCCCUUCACUUCCGUCAAUGAUCGCCUCAAAGUAUUGCAGUUUUUAACAGACCAGUUUCUCAUUACCAAUCCUGUGCGUGAGGAUUUGUUGCACGAAGGGAAUGUUCACUAUGACGAUCAUUGCCGUGUUUGCCAUCGACUUGGGGAUCUCCUGUGCUGCGAAACAUGUCCUGCAGUAUUCCAUUUGGAAUGCGUCGAGCCACCACUGGUCGAUGUCCCUACUGAAGAUUGGCAGUGCAGCAUCUGCAAGGCACACAAAAUUACCGGAGUAGUGGACUGUUUGCCGGAUGUAGAGAAGAAUGGUUUGCUAUGCAGGCAGGAACAUUUAGGAUUUGAUCGUCAUGGGCGAAAAUAUUGGUUCCUAGGCAGGAGGGUUUUUGUGGAAAGUGAAAAUGGCGAGGUCUGGUACUAUAGUACACCCCUCCAGUUCGAGGAACUGAUGAAUUGUUUGGAUCGAAAUGAAAUGGAAGUGGCGCUCUUUCGUGAAUUGUCAGAUUAUAAGGAAGAGAUAGUACGUCAAAUGGAACUCACUGAAAAAAUAACAAACCAAUGCAAGGGAAAUAAAAAGUCGUACUUUGAGGUAGAAAAUGCCAACAUAUUGAAAAUGCAAAAAGAGAGGCAAGAAAAACUUAACAGAGAAGAGGAGGAGAGGAAAGAAAAGGAGAGACAAGAUGCCGAGGAAAUGGUUCGGAGAAUGCAUGAAGGUACAGAUUCUUUAGAAGAACAAUUAGCGGCUGUUUCUGGACAGAACACAGAUAGAGGGGGCGGUGAUGGCAUAGACGUCGACAAGCAAAAUCCUUCAGCACAAGUGGCAGAAACAGUGGAAGUGGGCGGUGGCGAUACAUCAGAGAUGGUAACAACAGCGGCGGCAGCAGGGACCGAGACAGCCCCGAAGACUUCCAAGACGAGUACGUCUGUCUCCUCCUCUGAAGAAGUUGAAGAAGAAGUUUUAGAGGAGGAAGAUGAUUCUUCCAAGGUUGGAAAAGAUGGCAAAAAGCAUACAAUUGUAACAAGAUCAAAGACAGGCUCGCUACAGCCACGUACUUUCAAUAUGGAUGAUUUGAAAAGAAGGAGCACGACGAUACUUUCUAAGGAAGAGCUUGACAAACUGGACAAAUCUUUGAAAGAUGAAGGUGAUGGAACUCGAAUAACACGUCAAAAGGCACAUCAAAUAGCAUCAGGUACUCACCUGUUCAAACUCGGAAUGGAUAACGGGUUUAAAUCAUACGUCAACCAGUAUAGCACAAACGCGAUAGCGCUCAAUAAACCUCAGCGUAAUGAAGAACGCGAUAAGAAGAGACAUCUGUCACACAAAUUCUCUCUAACGCAAGCUUCUGAGUUCAAAUGGGUUGGGAGUUUGACGGGAACGCGAGCUCUUUUAGUGAGCACCCUGCGCCAAACUAUCUUACAAUUGGAAGGAAGUAUCCAGGCACCAUUUAUGCAUACUAACUGGCCUUUGCUUCGAAAACCGUGGACUACUGCGGUUGGAGCUUGCGUGAAUCCCCGCGACUUUGCAAGAGCUCUGAUAGUCCUUCAAGCCUGCAUAAAAUCCGUUGUGUUUGCCAGCGUCUGGCACGACCAGCUUGGUCACGUUAAGCUUCAACGAGUGACGGCGCUUGAAAGAGAAGAAAAAAAGCGGCAAGAUAAGAAGGAUAAGAAAGAAAAGGAAGACGAGGAGGAGCGGAACAGGCUUACCUACAAUUUUGUCAAGUAUACGCUGGGACUGAAACAUCAAGUCUGGAAGCAGAAAGGUGAAGAGUACAGGGUUCACGGUCAAUGGGGAUGGCUCUGGCUGUCGGCAAGCCGUCGCUACAGGUCUGCGAAUCUGAACAAAGCUGGCUUGCGAGCUGGCCCUCAAAAGAUUAUGGUGCAAAUUAGGGAUCAGGGAGGUAUCAAGAUUUUGGCUCUUGAUCCGCCAACUUAUGAAUUCUUAAUAAAAGAGUACUGUGAGCCCAAGGACCUCAAGGACUUAAAAGCCGAGCCUGAAGAAGCUACAGAGGUGAAACAAGAAAUAAAGGAGGAACACCCAGUUGAAGCUGUGAAGAAAGAAAAUGAAUCUGAAGAAGUUAAAGCGGAAGAAAAACCAGAUGUGAAAGAAAGAUUGGAUGGAAAAUUCUUGCUGAACUCGAACCAAGAAAAUAAACCACACAUACCUUUUUUAGCUGGAAUGAAAAUCGAAAAAGUAUUUCUACCGAUACAUCAGUUUGAAGAAAUUGAUGUAACCAAGGCAUUAACUACACCUGGUCGUUUGCAUUACCCAAAAAUUGCCAAAAAAACUAGAAUCGACGAUUUCUUAUCGAGGAGAACACACCUAAAACUCUUGGAAGAGAGAAAGUUAUCCCAAACGGAGAAGUCAAAGGAGGUAACCGCCCAAGCAACCGUUCCAAAAAACACCGAAGGUGAUACGGAGGUGGACAUUGAGAAUAAUGAAGAGAGCGAUACAGAUGCUGUCGACGGACCACUGCAGAAUAUAUUGUCUGGAAAAUUACCAACUAAAGCGAUUUCUUCGUCUGCUAGAGACAUGCUAACGGCGAUUGGGAAACGGAUCCAACUAGUCAGAAUUCAGUAUGCAAAUAUAAUGCGCUCAUCAAAGAAUGGCAGCUGUUAUUCUCGUUACUGCAACAUGACCCCUCCUCCUGGAAAGGUGAAUGCAGCAGCGGCACAGAGUCUCACCUCAACGUGCUAUUCCCCAAUGUGUUUGCAGAAAGCUAGGCUAAAACGAGAUCUAAUUACUUUACUAAAAAAAGCCAAGAGCUUAAGCAACAGUCAAUCACUGCCAAGCCUAGCCCCGUUCAGUACAUCCUCUGUCCAACAAUCUAAAGCAAGCUUGAAACACGAAGCAACAGAUGAGGCUAAAGAUGCUAUCAGAAGGGAUUUGGAGUCUGCCGUUGCAAUGGCUACGCACUGUGCCGAAGAAGUUCAGGCAACAAACGUAGUUGUUGAUAACAUGUCGGAAGCGUCUUCGCUCUCCGAUAGCCCUUCAAAACCGGCUAAACGAAUUAAAUUAGAAGAAACGACCCCAGAAGAUAGCAUAAAAGUUGAGGGCAAUGGCUUUGAGGAUGAAAAUAUAGUGACAACGAUCAAAACAACUAGCAAUGUUGUGACAACGACAACCGUUACUACGUCUCAACAAACAAUAAAAACCGUGGACGGCGUUGUUCAGAGUUCACAGGAGAGUUUAUCAUCUCGAAAUUCAGUCUCAGUUGCAUCGGAGACAAAGACAUGCAAUCUCAACAAUAUGGGGUUAAAAACAAUAUUUAUCAACCGUCGAGGCAGAACUGUGCAUCGGAGCGCCAUAACAGCUAGGGAAUUGACUGCGGAUGGAACUGAGAGAGUAUAUUCUGCCACUUCGACAGAAGGGAAACUUUAUCUGAAAAAAGUUUCAAUUUCAUUGGCGGACAGACGAAAGAAACGUACUCCAGUAAAAUAUCCACUUUGCUCAACAUUUUCCACAAGAAAUAAACACCGCAGUAUCCUUGUAUUGCCGCAGCACGAACUUCGUAAACUUUCGCGACUUGGCGGACGAACUCCUGUCCAAGGAUUUCAUCAUAUUGCUAAGGCGAACAUGGCUGUAUGGCCAUAUCCCUGCCCAAGGCCGUUGUUCAAAACGUGUUGGCUUUACAGAACUGUUGGCCUAAAGUCAUUGGCUGCAGCUGCAAUACAGUUGAGAAUUUUAUGGGCCUGUUUACGCUGGGACGAUAUGUCUGCCAAACCUUUGUCAACGGAUGGCAAGCAUCAAGUCACAACUGACAACGAGAUUAUGUCCUUGGAGAUCUUGAAGCAUCGACAUGUCGGCCAAUUCAUGGACAGAGUACAAUAUCUUCGAAGAAAAGUAGUGAUACCUUUAGAGCUGCCAAAACAAGUUAGAGAGGUUACUUCAAUCCGUAGCGGGUUGAGAAAAAGAAAACGUCCUGAAUCACCGCAAAGUACGGAGCCUCAGGUGAACGAGGAGUGGGUGGACGAAGAUAAACUUGAACUUUGGGAGAUAAAGCAAUAUGGAGACAAGUUAGAGAAGGCUAAUGCCCAGAUUAUUACUAGGAGUCGAUCAGGAGUACCGCAAUCUGUGGUUGCGGGUGGGAAUAGGGGGUCGAUUACAGGAGCCGUUGACCAGUUGGUCAGCGGCAAGGCAACGCCUGAAGAGAUUAAAGAGAAAAUGGAGCAACAGCUGCGUAUUCAAAGGGCCGCUCACCAACAAAAGAGGGCCCUGGAAACUCUAAAGAGUCCAGCAAAUGUCACAGGUUCCCCUAAUCAGAUCAUCAAAGUUACGUCAAACUCCAAUCCAGAUGGCACCGUCAAAAUUGUUUCCAAAGUAGCAAUACCUGCUAGUCCAAAUACUAGUGUUGGAAAAUCCCAGCUCACAUCACUCUUGACCACGCCGUCUCAAAAUAAAACUUUCCUUGGAACUAGGCGUAUAUACAUGACCAAAUCUUCUGAUGGCACGACUCGAGUUGUCUCAGGGCCCACCAGCAUUCUCCCCAAGACUACCGUCACAUCUCAAACCCCUCAGUCUCAGCCACAACAGCAACAGUCAUUAAUAAAAGUAACGAAUCAGGGAACUGUUCAGAUCAAUCAUACAAAUCAAGUUUCAGCAGCCUCCAACACCCCCGUUCAGCACGUACAGCAGCGGGUCCAGAUCCUUCGAGGGCCGGAUGGUAAACUCCAGGUUCGAGGGUUGAUGCCUGGUCAACAACUUGUACAAAUGCCUGACGGAAAACUCCAUGUUCUAAACACUGGUCAAGCUAUAGCUGCCACACCUACACAAACGCCUGCAACCACAAGUUCGGCAAGCACAACCACACCACAGAGCGUCACUAAGUCUGCGAGCAAUACAAGCUCUGUCAAACCAGCUACACCUGUUACAACAUCUGCUACCAAAGCCAGUCCCACAAAAACUCCAACCAGUCAAACCCAAAAAAUUCAAGCGCAGCAACCAGCCACCCCACAACCACAGGUAUUGACCCCGGGUGGGCAAGUUAUCAAUACAAAUCAAAUCGUGGUGAAUAAUGCAGCCCUUGCCCAGCAGCUCGCGUCCGGCAAAGCUCAGUUGGCAACGAUCGGAGGACACCAAGUUGUUAUACGUAGUACACCGACUGGUAAUCAGAUUGUUCAUCUGAAUUCAACUAGCAGUGCUGUUGUGAAAAAUGCUGUUUCACCUACAAAACCUCAACAAGCAGCAGCGGCUCAGCAGAAUCAGCCUGCAACUCCGUCGACGCAAGCUACAGAACUAGCUACUACAAAUACGGUGACCAGUGCUCAGACAGCGACAACGACCACCACACCAGCUGCUGCAAAUCCUCCUGCUCCAGGUUCAACUCCAGCUCCUGGCAGUGUAGAAGCUUCUCUGUUAGCAGGGCAGCCACCUGGUACCGUUAUAAAGUGUGUCACAGCUCAGGUGAUUCAAACAUCUCAAGGUCCCCGAAUAGUUUUGCAAGGACUCCAAGGAGCCGACUUCACUCCACAGCAACUCGCCAUGGUUCAACAACAAGUCAAGCAACAACUGCUCAAAGCACAAGCAACUACCGGCAAGCAAGGCGUGCUAGGACCAACGAAGAUAUACCUAGCAGUUCAACCAGCUCCAGGAACACAAACGGCAGUUGCUUCUCGCACGCCAACAACAUCUGCUCACACUCAACAAACACAGCAACCGGUAGCUUCACCUCCACACACGACUCCUUCGGCAGCUGCACCGCAAACUGAGUCAGCUACAACCCCAGCUCCAUCUCAGACUGCAGCCCCAGGUUCUCCGAUAAAGCCCAAAGUCGUAGUGCAGCAGGUCGGACGUCCAACUACCGGAAGCGAAGCUGAACCCCAACGUGCAGCUCUGGCGAAUGGGCAGCAGCCUUCACAGCCUUCCCAAGAGCCUAAUCAAACAUCGUCACCUAACAAAUUUGUCCUCACUCCGGAUUACAUACAGCAAACAAUAAAAAAUGCACUAAAGCAGGAAAAUCUUAAUCCUGAAAUAGAAGAGAAACUUCUACAACUGCAGCGGUAUCAAGAGAAGCAAAUGAAGGGUGGCGUCGAGAGCUCCAUAACCUGCAACCAAAUCCACGGCACCCCAACUGCAACUACAACGCGAGCUCCGUCCCGGAAGAGACCUGCGCCGCCCCACGUUCCGCCACUUGCCUCACCUACUACUCCUAAUGUGACGACAAAUGAUAAGGAUAACGAAUGGAGCGAAACACCGAAGAAAAGACCAGCCCCACGACAAGAACCUCGAGAUAUAACGAAAACACCCAAGACGGAGGUUGUAGAGAAUACCGAGGCUACUCCAAAGAAUCGUGCUGGGAAACUAAGGGAUUCUCAAGAACAGAGGAGAAAGCAGCAAGUUCAUUCUCGAAUGCAAGUGUUGUUGUUCCGGCACAAGGAACUCCUAAAAAAAGACAUAUUGAAAAAACGAGCUUUGCUCGAGAAGGAAUUGCAAAUCGAUAUUCAGAAGGAUCUUUCCGCUGAACUAGCUACAAGAACUAAGGCAGAAAGGCACAAACAGGACGAAGUCAAGGUCGGAAGUGCUAAGCGUAAAUCGAACGCUCAGGCAGCGCAACAUGUCAGCCCACCAAAUCGUGGGGGCAGGCCUAAGAAGCACAGAGUCCAAGGAAACAGCACAACACCGCCUGGUGCUUCAACGGCAACCACCGCGGGGGGACGUAUCAAAAAAGAGAAGCUCUACUGCCUGUGUAGAACGCCUUACGACGAAACGAAAUUUUACGUAGGUUGCGAUCUCUGUAACAAUUGGUUCCAUGGAGACUGCGUGGGAAUUACAGAAGAAAUGAGCAAAUCACUGUCUGAGUUUGUAUGCACCGAGUGUCGGCAUGCGAGAGAUACGCAAGAGCUGUACUGUCUUUGCAAACAACCAUAUGAUGAAUCUCAGUUUUAUAUUUGCUGUGACAAAUGCCAGGACUGGUUCCAUGGUCGUUGCGUAGGUAUUCUUCAAUCCGAAGCUGAUAACAUUGAUGAAUACGUCUGCCCAAAUUGCCAGCGAAACUCCUCGGUUAACUUUGCUAAUAUGAAAAAUCUUAACGGAAAGGAUCUUGACCUUUUAAAGAAGUUAAUAAAACAGAUACAGGCACACAAGAGUGCCUGGCCUUUUAUGGAGCCUGUAGAUCCCAACGAGGCGCCAGAUUACUACAAAGUUAUAAAAGAACCUAUGGAUUUGCAAACUAUCGAAUUGAGGAUAAAUGACAGAUCAUACAAAAAACUUAGCGAGUUUAUCGGAGACAUGACCAAGAUAUUUGAUAACUGUCGUUACUACAACCCUAAGGAGUCUCCGUUCUUCAAGUGUGCUGAGUCUUUGGAAACUUACUUUGUGCACAAAAUUAAAAGUCUAAGAGAAAAGUUCUCCGAAGGCAAAUGAUCAAUCAAAACUGAAUAGUAACUAAAUGAGUGAAAGUACAUGCCAUCGGCACUUUUAUUUGCAAAAGUGCAGUGUUAUUGAAUUGACUUGUGCCAGUGACAAGAAAAAAGCAUGAAGUAACAGAAACUCAAGUUAAUCGUAAGUUAUAAUUAGCCCAUACAAAUAAACCUACUAUUUAUUAGAGUUGUGCGAAAAUUCACUUCACAUGAGUUUUUGAUUAUAGUACUACUCUGAAUAAUUGAGAACCCACCAUGCUUAGUAUGAGAAAGUCAUGGGUGACUCGGCAAAAUGGAUAAAUCAUUCGACGCUAAUAAAAAGAUUUCUUAUAUCUUUUUAUAACUCUCUUUAUUUUUUUCUCCGUCGUUUCGCAUAUUUCUCAUUACAGUGAUUAUUUCGCAUAUCUCUAUUAUUUAUAUACUAUACAUAUUAUACAUGGAUUCAGUCAUGUAUCGUUCAAUACGCAAGUCAAACAAUAAUUAGAAGUUUACCCCCGCGGAGUUGUCAAAUGAAAAGCAUCGAGUUUGUAGUAAUUAUACCGUUAAAUGGAACUAUUUGUCAGACGCAGUUCCAUCCAAAAUCUUGCGCAUCCAGAUGUGUGUGACGCUAUAUAUUUUGAUCCGCCCAUCUCUCUUUAUUGCAUUAUCGUCCGACAACAUGUUGCGUACAACAUAGGUCUAAGAUUAUUAGGACGCGCAUAAUAAAUUGUACAAAUUUGUUUAUUGUGCUCACAAGUAAUUAUUACAUUACUUACGUUGUUUUAAUCACAUAAAUUUUCUAUAUAUGAAAGAAAUUGUUUAUAAACGAGACAUAUGAUGUUAGAUUGUAAGAAUAAGCAGGUGAUUUAAACUGCUACUCUUGUACAUACAUAAACAUAGGCAGUGUCUAGGAAUGCGAUUGAUGAACUUUGGUAACAGUUUAUAAUAAUCAAUUGUGUGCGAUGUCAGAUAUGGAAAGGCUCUAGUUUUCAACUAAAUUGUUUAUAUUUUAACUAUUAAAGUAUUAUUAAGCAAUUAUUGCUAAUUAUUAUAACUCUUAACGUAACAGUUGCGUUCAUUUUUACAUCCAUAAGUAAUGAAUCUGGAAGUAUAAGACAACAUUCAACUUUCACAGUUUAUACAAUUAAAGCUACUACACAACUCACAUAUUUGACAUCAGAAAUAGCAAACCCAGUAGGCUGAUGGUUACUAAAUUACAGGUAACAAAUUCUUAUUUAUGCAUGAGUAUGCAUGUGUGUGUGUGUACAUACGCGCACACACCUACCUACACAUACGUACGCCUAAAUAAUAAUUUGCUUUACUGUAUAUAUAGUAACACUGUAACAUGUACGUAUAUGUAUACGUAUAUCGUACAAUGAAGCAAGGCAUGCAUCCUCAAUCUUUUGGUUCAAUUAAGAAACGAAUGAAUAUAAUAAUUAAAGACUCUGGCUGAUACGAUCGUUUAGUAAUAACAAGUUAUCAUUGAAGUUGCACUCUGCACAAUUACAUUGAACAGUUUUGCUGGUUUUUUUUUUUUAUCGGUACAAAAUUUUUUUUACCUUCAUGCCGCCUUUUUACUCGAACGUAACUAUAUACGCGUAGUUCUAUUUACCUCAAGUUACAGCAUCUGGCUUGAUCACGUGUAUUUUUUUUCCCCCCCACUGUUUUUUUCGGUUACUACAGUUAUAUCGUCAUAGUAAAUUGAGUUCGAUUUUCUUGUUCGUUCACUCCUGGAAUGGUGACUGAUAGGAAUUCUGGAAAUACGGACGUUACAAUCGACAUGAUAUCGUAUUGGGUAUCUAUAACUCGUCAUUGGCUGUCUAAUGAUUAUCAUUUACUGUAGCGAGAAAAAGAAUAUUGAGAGAACGUUGCUGCUUAAAUGUAAUAAAUUGCAAAGCAUAAUGUAACUGAUCCAUACUAAAAUGGGAAAUAUCAUCAAGGAAAUAGAUUAAAGUGAUUAUCAUGAACGGAGAGGUGAACCUGGUAACCAACUCUUGACGGGCGCCUUUUAUUCCCAGUUUAUUACGAUUAAUCAUAUAAGAUUGUUUAUUUUCUUUUAAAUAAAAAAGCAACAAAGUGUGAUUACAUAAUUAUAUAUAUAUUCAUCUGAAACCCUAAAUACUAUAUAGUUGAUAAUAAAUAUAUUUGUACUAAUUUUAAUCAUAAACUUUGUUGUUUUUAUUGCACUACUACAAUAUAAAUUAGAAAGAAUUAAAAUAAAUAUUAUUAUACUUUGCUCUUUUUUGAUUUGCCAGAGUAAUGGUAGUGGUCGAGAAUUCAUUCAACGCGUUCUGGAAAUAACAAAUCUUUGAAACAUCUGUUGAAAGACUCUUUAUUUUUCUAAUUCACGUUAUCCAAUUUUUAAUUGUAAAUAAGUCCAUACUUUGUCGUUCCACUGGAUACGUUAUUAAAUUUUCGACCUUUACCUUGACAGCUGGAUUUAGUAAGGUAACAAAGGUGUUACGAAAAGAAUAAUCAGGUUUAUUACAAGUUGAAUGUAAUUCAUUGUUAAGUUGUAUGUUCUGAGGAAAUUUGAAAUCACAGUCGUUGAAAUUGAUGAUUCAAAAUAUUUUACCGCUUCUUCAUAUCACCGAAUAAUGAGGUCAAAUGCUGUUCAUAAAAUGUUCAUUUUUCAAGUGAAACCCAGAAUUAUUAACUAGUAAUUCAUUCGUCUAAUCGGAGCGUGAUAAGAAUUGACGAUACUCACGCUUAGAGUCAAUAAAAUGUAAAAUACUGAAAAUUAGUGAAAACCAAAAUUAAAUACAAUACAAUGCGACGGUCAUCAUCAGGUAACGAAUGAUUUGACGGGAGAAUUUUGUACUCUCACUUAUUCAAAUAAACAUAAUGAACGCUAGAAAAAUAA
Messenger RNA from Neodiprion fabricii, 11998 nucleotides. It is a transcript of the gene E(bx), whose product is annotated as nucleosome-remodeling factor subunit NURF301. Gene Ontology annotation, biological process: regulation of transcription by RNA polymerase II. Gene Ontology annotation, cellular component: NURF complex. Gene Ontology annotation, molecular function: RNA polymerase II cis-regulatory region sequence-specific DNA binding. The coding region runs from base 863 to 9160 and encodes 2765 amino acids. The transcript has 27 exons. The record is from RefSeq and is a predicted model, not a curated record. Lineage: Eukaryota; Metazoa; Arthropoda; Insecta; Hymenoptera; Diprionidae.